AUAGUUAUUUCUCGCCUGGCACUCGCCCGGGCCGCCGCUGCUGCUGCUGCUGCUGCUGCCGCCGCGGCGGGGGCCGCUCGCGAACCUGUGGCGGUGACGUGAGACCGGCCAACCCGGAAACGGCGGCGGCGGCGGCACCCGAGGCUCCGAGGCUCCUGCGCUCCAGCGCCCGCGGCCGCGCUCCCCUCGCCGCUCGCCCGGCCGCCAGGAGACGACACUGAGGCCUGGAGUUUGAGCAACACGUUCAAGGUUACCGAGUUGAUAGAAGGACAAGAACAGAAUCACCAGCACUGGCUGAAGCUUUCUUUCAGUAGAAGAGGUUUGCUGGCAUGGGUAAUCUCAUUAAGGUGCUAACCAGGGACAUAGACCACAAUGCAGCACAUUUUUUCUUGGACUUUGAAAAUGCCCAGCCUACAGAGUCUGAGAAGGAAAUUUAUAAUCAGGUGAAUGUAGUAUUAAAAGAUGCAGAAGGUAUCUUGGAAGAUCUGCAGUCAUACAGAGGAGCUGGCCAUGAAAUACGAGAGGCGAUCCAGCAUCCAGCAGAUGAGAAGUUGCAGGAGAAGGCUUGGGGCGCGGUUGUUCCACUAGUAGGCAAAUUAAAGAAAUUUUAUGAAUUUUCUCAGAGGUUAGAAGCAGCACUAAGAGGCCUUCUGGGAGCCUUGACCAGUACCCCGUACUCUCCCACGCAGCAUCUAGAGCGAGAGCAGGCUCUUGCCAAACAGUUUGCGGAGAUUCUUCACUUCACGCUCCGGUUCGACGAACUCAAGAUGACAAAUCCCGCCAUACAGAAUGAUUUCAGCUAUUACAGAAGAACAUUGAGUCGUAUGAGGAUUAAUAACGUUCCAGCAGAAGGAGAAAAUGAAGUAAAUAAUGAAUUGGCAAAUCGAAUGUCUUUGUUUUAUGCUGAGGCAACCCCAAUGCUGAAAACCUUAAGUGACGCCACGACAAAAUUUGUAUCAGAGAACAAAAAUUUACCAAUAGAAAAUACCACAGAUUGUCUAAGCACCAUGGCCAGCGUAUGCAGAGUCAUGCUCGAAACACCGGAAUACAGAAGCAGAUUUACAAAUGAAGAGACAGUGUCAUUCUGCUUGAGGGUAAUGGUGGGUGUCAUAAUACUCUAUGACCACGUACAUCCAGUGGGAGCAUUUGCCAAAACUUCAAAAAUUGAUAUGAAAGGUUGUAUCAAAGUUCUUAAGGACCAACCUCCCAAUAGCGUAGAAGGUCUUCUAAAUGCUCUCAGGUACACAACAAAACAUUUGAACGAUGAGACUACCUCCAAGCAAAUCAGAUCCAUGCUGCAAUAGCAGCCCUGGGCGGGCGCCUGCUGUGGACAGAAGACAGUAUUCUGCAGUGGCUGAGAAUGCACAGUUUUUAGUGAUUGCAAUUACUAUCUCAUGUACUCCUGCUUUUUAUUUCUUUCCUCUGUUCCUCUUCCCUCUUUUUUAAUCAUGUUCUCGUUCUCAAGACUUCUUUUCUGUGCCAAAACCAGUAAAGUUCUACUCUGAAGGGACACUGUCCUUUCGAAUGGGCCAUCUAAGGCAGCUAAUUCCGCAUUGCAUUGGGGUCUCUACUGAGAAAAAUUCUGUGACUUGAACUAAAUAUUUUUAAAUGUGGAUUUUUUUUGAAAACUAAUAUUUAAUAUUGCUUCUCCUGCAUGGCAAAACUGCCUAUUCUGCUAUUUAAAAACCGUCAACGACUUUAUUUCCUACUGCCGCUUUUUUCAUGUGCAGCCAAAAUGAAAAUGUUUAAAUUAACUGUGUUGUACAAAUGGUACCCAACACAAACUUUUUUUAAAUUAGUAAGACUUUUGUUUAAAGUUUUAAGUUUGCAUUUUGACUUUUUUUGUAAGGAUGUAUGUUGUGUGUUUAACCUUUAUUAACUAACGUUAAAAACUGUGAUGUGUGCGUAGAAUAUUACGUAUGCAUGUUCAUGUUUAAAGAAUGGCUGUUGAUGAUAAAAUAAAAAUCAGCUUUCAUUUUUCUAA
Messenger RNA from Neofelis nebulosa (Clouded leopard), 1984 nucleotides. RefSeq names its product CYFIP related Rac1 interactor B (gene CYRIB). The transcript has 14 exons. NCBI's taxonomy places the organism in Eukaryota, Metazoa, Chordata, Mammalia, Carnivora, Felidae. Gene Ontology annotation, biological process: regulation of actin filament polymerization; positive regulation of T cell activation. The coding region runs from base 330 to 1304 and encodes 324 amino acids. The record is from RefSeq and is a predicted model, not a curated record. Gene Ontology annotation, molecular function: small GTPase binding.